UAAACAGAUAACUGUUCCGCAUAAUUCACGCUUGCUUUUACUCGUUUGUUUUGAGGCUCUGGUAGGUUAUGAUUGUAUGGAUCUUUGGUGCUUGAUUGUUAUAUCUAAAAUUGAGCUUGUUUAACAAUAAUUGCGUCGAAACUGCUCGUUAGAUAUGAUGGACGACAAGCCCUUUUCUACAACACUUGCUCACACGAAAAGCCCUAAAACAUCCAGAAGAACAACUUUCCAGGAUGAGCUGGAGGCAGCUGUGUCUACUAGAGCCAGUCGACAUAAACAAAGUUACUCUGAUGACUUCGAUGAUGAUGAUGAUGAUGACGACGACGAUGAUGUGCUCAACAAACUCCUUAAAAUACAAAAACAGAAAAAGGCAAGAUUUAAAUCUGGGAGGACAAAAGGCAAGAUAAAUGAUUUCAAGCUUACAGAUGAUGAAGAGGAAAAUGUAAACCCCAAAAAAGUAGUAUCCUUCCUGAAAACUAAAAGACAAAGUUCCUCCGUGCAAGAUGAACCGCUAAGCUCCAUGGCGAGUAUAGAUAGCCACGGUUCUUUUCGUUCCACUCCAAGCAACUCUCAGACCCCAGUGAAACAUCAGGAGCCGGAUUCCCCUUUGUCCCUUCAAUCUGACAAGUGUCAACCUGAGUCCACUUUACUCCAGAACGCUGAUCAGUCAGAAUCAGUGAUGAGGAUGAGACCCCAGGCAGAAUCUUCUGAGGUGAAGAAGAGCCCGUCAGAAUCUCGUCUGACACUCAGCUCUGAGAAUAGCCAAUGGGAAUCUCCCGACCCCCUUCUAUCAGAGGACCCGAUGUGGGACAGUCCAUUGCCACUGCCCUCCGAAAAAGAUGGUGACCUGCCUAUUCCUCAUCCCAGGGAGAGGCGUGUUAAACCAACACUCUGUACAGGUUUUCUUGCUGAAGACAAGUCCCCCAGACCCAAGCCCCGGCAGAAGGCAUUACAUAUGGGGGACAGUUGUCAGCUAGAGGAGGAAACACAGGCGGAGACCCCUGCCGGCAGCGGAGCAGCUACCUCUUCUAUGUCCAUAGCCCUCUCUAACAUGUCCUCUUCCGAGAAGAGUCAAACCCCUACCAAGAGUGUUCAGGGUCCAGAUAAAGGCUGUGUCAUGUCAGAACGGGUCAAGACGCAGUCGUCUUUAACAGAGGAGCAAGCGUCUGAGGCUCCAGCCACUGCAGGAAGUGCUGCCUCAGAGGAAAGCAAAGAGGGACAACACUCAACGUCCUUUCAGGAAAAUCAGGAGGAUCCCCACGCAAACCCUUACCACACAUCCGCCACACAGAGCCAAAUUACUAGCAGAUCCACAGACAGACCUCCAGGCUCUUGGUCAUCCAGUUCAAGAAAGUCCAAGAGCUCCAACAGAGCAGAGUCUAAAUACCUCGGUUCACUGAAGAUUCUGGAUCAGAGGAUGCAGGAGACCCAACAGACUCCAGCGGCAGCAGAUUCACUAAGAGCUGCGGUGUACCAGGAAUGGCUAAGAAAGAAAGAAGAAAACAUAGAACUUAUGAUGAGGGCAAAGAAGCAGGAAGAGAAAUUGAAAGAGGAGAAAAGGCAAGAGGAAAAGCUUGCAAAAAUCGCAGAUGCUAAGGCCUCUUAUAAUGCCUGGAAGGAGAAAAAAGGGGAAGUCAUCAGAAAGAAAGUAAAAGAAAAGCAGGAGGCAAUUAACAUACAGCAAAUGGAAAUGGAUAAAAAUCAAGAGAAGAAAGAUACAGCGAAACAGGUUUUUGAGAAAUGGAAACAGGAGCACGACAGUGUCCUAAAAGAAAGGAUAAGGAAAAUGAAACAGACUGAGAAAAGACAGACACUACAGCAGGUCAGGGAGAAAGAGGAGAGGAAGAGGGACUGCACUUCUGCUUUCAAUGUAUGGAGUGGACGAAAGAAGAAAGUGAUUCAAGAGAAGGUAAAGGCAGAACACAAGGAGAAGAUAAAGGAAGUGGAAGAGGAAUAUGAAAAGGAGGAAAGAGAAAGAAUUGCCUUGGAGAUGUAUGACAAAUGGAUGAAAAGAAAAGAGUUUCAACAAAAGAGAGAGCGAAAAGAAAAAAAGAUACAAGAAAUCCUUCAAGAUGUGCCCCCUCCACCAUGGAGCCCACCUAAUAAAACCAUCCCGUUUGGAAAAUGAGCUCCAUUAAUACGGUAAAUGGUAAUAUCCCCAAAACAUGUUCAUUUAGCAGAUUUGAAAUGAUGUCGUAAAAAUGUAAAAAAUUCACUUACGAUAAUGUUAUCCAGUUACGCUGCAUGAUAUAAUCAUCAAGUUGUCCUUAAAGGUGAUUUAUGUCAUUUUUAUGCUAUUUAAAUAGGUUAACAUGAUAAUUAAAGACAAAUCAAUGCUGUCAUUUAAGGGAAUA
Xyrauchen texanus (razorback sucker) is the source of this 2354-nucleotide messenger RNA. RefSeq names its product microtubule-associated protein 9 (gene map9). The transcript is spliced from 13 exons. Gene Ontology annotation, biological process: mitotic cytokinesis; mitotic spindle assembly; regulation of mitotic cytokinesis. Gene Ontology annotation, cellular component: astral microtubule. NCBI's taxonomy places the organism in Eukaryota, Metazoa, Chordata, Actinopteri, Cypriniformes, Catostomidae. The record is from RefSeq and is a predicted model, not a curated record. Bases 155 to 2128 code for a protein of 657 amino acids. Gene Ontology annotation, molecular function: microtubule binding.